Messenger RNA from Nilaparvata lugens (brown planthopper), 573 nucleotides. Its product is annotated as CLIP domain-containing serine protease 2-like. Lineage: Eukaryota; Metazoa; Arthropoda; Insecta; Hemiptera; Delphacidae. Bases 1 to 573 code for a protein of 190 amino acids. Gene Ontology annotation, molecular function: serine-type endopeptidase activity. The transcript has 5 exons. The record is from RefSeq and is a predicted model, not a curated record. Gene Ontology annotation, biological process: proteolysis.
AUGAAUGAGAAGAACUUGGAGCAUUGGAUAGAGUGUUGCUCUGGGAAAAUAAAAGCUGGUGAUUUAAACAGGGAUUAUGACCCAGACUGUGAUUCCAACAAUUUAUGUGCCCCAGUAGUCCAAGAAUAUGAUAUUGAAGAAUUCAUAGUUCAUCCAGAGCACAUUAACCCAGAAUUGGGCAAGGAUAUAGCUCUAGUCAAAAUUCGGGAUGAAUUCCAAUUCAACGACUUUGUUGCUCCUAUUUGCUUGGAGUAUGGUGAUAUGGUGUUGGAGGAUCAUACGGGAAAGGAUGCCAUAUUCGCUGGAUGGGGUAAAUUUAGAAUAGACCCAGUUACUUCUAUGCUGGAGUCUCCCGCCGUACUUCAGAAGAUCACACUUCCAAUCCGGGAUGAGAGCGAGUGCAAUGUAUCUCUGUCAAAUAUCACAAAUCCUGCCGUACGUGAUCUCCAACAAGUCGAUGCAUUAAUAUGUGCGGGAGGAUUCCCUGAUCAACACAUCUACCACGGAGAUUCGGGAGGGUCGCUGGCUGUACUUCAAGUUGUCGGAGAUGAUAUACCCAGUGAUGUGCUCUAA